Ziziphus jujuba (common jujube) is the source of this 4693-nucleotide messenger RNA. Its product is annotated as protein STICHEL. The transcript has 7 exons. Gene Ontology annotation, molecular function: ATP hydrolysis activity; ATP binding; DNA clamp loader activity. The record is from RefSeq and is a predicted model, not a curated record. Gene Ontology annotation, biological process: DNA-templated DNA replication; DNA repair. Bases 579 to 4460 code for a protein of 1293 amino acids. Gene Ontology annotation, cellular component: nucleus; DNA replication factor C complex; DNA polymerase III complex. NCBI's taxonomy places the organism in Eukaryota, Viridiplantae, Streptophyta, Magnoliopsida, Rosales, Rhamnaceae.
UUACUAAAAAAGAGAAUAACGAGAGAAUCCCGUGCUGAGAGCAUGGAGUUUGGAGGGAGUUUUUGGAUUCUGAAAAUUUCUUUAAAUCUUUUUUUUUUAUUUAAUUCAAAGAGGAAGAAAAAAAAAAAAGCAUCAGUCUCGGCCUGAUACAUUCAAUCAGACAUUUUGGGGCGCCAACUAAAAACCCUAAUAACCAAUAAUAAAAACACAGAGAGAGAGAGAGAGAGAGAGAGAGAGAGAGAGAGAUUGAGAUCAAACCAAGUAACUCUGAAAGCAGAGAGAGAGAGAGAGAGAGAGAGAGAAAUGAAGCCUUUAUGUGUUUGUGUCAGAUCUGCAGCAACCCUCAUAACCCACCUAUUUUAGUUUGUUUCACCCACAGAUUUCUGUAUCCUUAAUGAAUGCUGAAUGGAUAUAUAUAUAUAUAUAUAUAUAUGUGUGUGUGUGUGUGUGUGUGAGUGUGUACAUUAUAUAUGGAUAGGAAUGAAGAUCAAUGAAUGGAGGACAAUUGGGUUUUCGUUUCGAGAUAAAAGAGAAACACAAAAGGAAAAAAUUGAAAAAAAGAAGAAGAAGAAGAAGAAAUGUCGGAAAUGCGAGUAUCUCAUCCAAGCAAGUUCCAUUUGAAGAAGGAGCUCACUCAGAUUCGGAAGGCUGCAAGGGUUCUUCGUGAUCCAGGGACAACGUCGUCCUGGAGGUCUCCUCUUGCCUCAUCUAGAUCUGCAGUAGUAGCAUUGGCAGCAGCAGCAGCAGCUUCCACUCCUUGUAGUUGGAAGAACAACAACAACAACAACUCGGAGAAUGAAGGUCGCAAGGAGCUUCACGAGGGUUCCUUGGUUGAUCCUGUAAAUAAGAUUAGCAGUGGGGAUGUUAAGGAUAAGAGGGUCUUCCUGUCUAAUUGGAUGAAUCCCAAAUCGUCGAGUGAGAAGAGUUUGACUUUGAUAGGAAAAAAUGAUGACUUUGAUGAUGAUGAUGAUGACGACGAUGAUGAUGAUGAACACGAUGACAUUCAAGGGUCUUCUUCUAUUGCAGGGGCUAGUCUUGAUGAUAGCCUCAGCGAUGCGCGAAAUGUGAGGCAUGGGGAUACAAAGAGUGAUACUUACUUGGGUGAUGGUCCUUCCUCAAUGCUGUUCAGACGCAGAGACGCAAAUCUUGUCUCAUUGGGGGCUACAUCCAUCAAGCGGACAGCCGGGAUGAAGAAAAGAUGCAAGAAAAUCGAUACCCAUUUGGAUGUUUUGUCAAAAUACCAGCAGAAAGAAAUCAUUCUCGCUAGGAACAACUUAGUCAAUUCGAGAAGAUUGCUGGACGGUCAUCCUUCAGUUACCAUAGGAUUAGGCCAGGAUGACUCGGUUGAGCAAUCCGAUGACACUGAAGAGUACUGUAAUUCAGAGGACAUACGGCCAAUUACAGGGGCUUCCCCUUUGCUUUGGAAACUUAAGCACAAGAAUUGGUCUCACUCAUCGUCCAAGUUUUUGAGACAUACUCGAAGAGAGGACUCUUCUUAUACCUAUAGUACUCCGGCACUGUCAACGAGUUCUUAUAAUCGGUAUGGCAACCGUAACCCAAGUACUGUUGGAUCUUGGGAUGGCACCACAACUUCCAUGAAUGAUGGUGAUGAUGAGGUGGACGACCAUUUGGAUUUUCCAGGCCGCCAAGGAUGUGGCAUUCCUUGUUAUUGGUCAAAGAGAACACCCAAACAUAGAGGCAUGUGCCGGAGCUGUUAUUCUCCUUCCCUCUCCGAUACUUUAAGGAGGAAAGGAAGUAGCAUAUUCUGUGGAAGUCAUACAAUGUAUACGAGACGUCGAAGGUCGUCAUUGAGUUCCAGCAAGCGGAGAAUGGCUUUGAGGAGUGCUCAGGGUGUCCUCCCAUUGCUUACCAAUAGUGGGGAUGGUGGGGGAGGGUCAUCUAUAGGAACUGGAAGGAGUGAUGAUGAGCUCUCUACCAACUUUGGGGAGCUUGAUUUGGAGGCUUUGAGUAGAUUGGAUGGACGGAGGUGGUCGUCAAGCUGUAGGAGUCAAGAAGGAUUAGAGAUUGUAGCUCUAAAAGGGGAAGGGGAAGAGGAAGGGACCCUGGAAAAUAUUAGAAGUUUUAGCCAGAAAUAUAAGCCAAUGUUCUUUGGUGAAUUGAUUGGGCAGAGUAUUGUGGUGCAGUCUCUUAUUAAUGCUAUUUCAAGAUAUCGAAUUGCCCCUGUUUAUCUUUUCCAGGGCCCUCGUGGGACUGGAAAGACCUCGGCGGCCCGGAUUUUUGCUUCUGCCCUAAAUUGUUUGGCUCCUAAUGAAACAACUAAGCCAUGUGGCUACUGCAGAGAAUGCGCUGAUUUUAUCUCUGGGAAGAGCAGGGACCUAUUGGAAGUUGAUGGCACUAAUAAAAAAGGUAUUGAUAGAAUUAGGUGCCUUUUGAAAAGUUUAUUGGCAGGACCUUCAUUACCUUCCUCACGGUAUAAGGUUUUUGUGAUUGAUGAGUGUCACUUGCUACCCUCUAAAACAUGGCUGGCAUUUCUUAAAUUUCUUGAAGAACCACCGCAAAGAGUUGUGUUCAUAUUCAUAACAACUGAUCUGGAUAAUGUGCCACGUACUAUCCAGUCACGGUGUCAGAAGUAUCUCUUCAACAAAAUUAAAGAUAGUGAAAUUGUGGCGCGAUUAAGGAAAAUUUCUGCUCAAGAAAACCUGGAUGCCGAAUCAGAUGCACUGGACUUGAUUGCUUUGAAUGCAGAUGGUUCACUUCGAGAUGCAGAAACCAUGUUAGAGCAGUUGAGUUUGCUUGGGGAAAGAAUUUCUACAUCUCUUGUAAAUGAACUUGUUGGGGUUGUUUCAGAUGAGAAACUACUGGAACUUUUGGAGUUAGCAAUGUCAUCAGACACUGCAGAGACAGUGAAAAGAGCCAGAGAGCUGAUGGACUCCGGGGUUGAUCCAAUGGUUUUGAUGACUCAACUGGCCAGCCUUAUUAUGGAUAUUAUUGCUGGAACUGACAACAUCAUUGAUGUAAAACACAAUUCAUUGCUUGGUGGACGAUAUUUGACUGAAGCAGAAGUGGAGAGAUUAAAGCAUGCUUUGAAGCUUCUUUCAGAGUCUGAGAAACAGCUCAGAAUUUCAAGUGAACGCUCAACUUGGUUCACAGCAACUCUAUUACAACUUGGUUCUCUGCCUUCUCCAGACCUUACUCUUUCAGGUAGUAGUAGGAGACAGAGCUCUAAAACUACUGAUUAUGACCCAUCAAGUGCUUCAAGAGAAGCUACUUCUUAUAAACAUAGAUUGGAUGCUCAAUAUGUGGCUCAAACUUCUCCUGCUGUGCAAAAAUCCAUUAAUUGCAAUCCCAACCGUCAAGGAGAGCUGUCACGAAAUGAUGGUUUUGGUUUCAGUUCCAAGCUCUCACAUGGCCAGUUAAUGGAUGAUGGUGUCUCAGUUGCCUCACAUGACGAUGUCGUGGUUGGGAAUAUGAGAUGCACAAACUUGGAAAAGUUGGAUAAUAUUUGGGCACAAUGUAUUGAAAGAUGUCAUUCGAAGACACUGAGGCAGCUGCUUGAUGCUCAUGGAAAGCUUGUUUCUAUCGCUCAAGUUGAAGGUAUUCUAAUUGCUUAUGUUGCAUUUACUGAUGAAAACAUUAAAUCCAGAGCUGAAAGGUUUUUGAGCAGUAUAACAAAUUCAAUAGAAAUGGUUCUUAGAUGCAAUAUAGAGGUAAGAAUUAUCCACUUACCAGGUGGAGAGGCUUCUUUAAAUGCUGCAAAUCUUUUGGAGUUACCAGAAGAUUUAAAGCAGGCAGAAACAAGACUGGCAAUUGAAAAGGAGAGGAAAGAAGCUUCCUCUAAUAAAAUGGACGGCUAUUCUAAUUCUUACCCAUUGCUGGAUGGGACCUAUCAGUCAACCUCUGGUUCUUCAGAGUUACUGGCUGAAGGCAAUGCUCGGACAAAUGAUAAAAGAGAAAGGAGACAGGAGAUUCCAAUGCAGAGAAUAGAAUCUAUCAUUCGUGAGCAAAGGUUAGAAACUGCCUGGCUACAGGCUGCAGAGAAAGGCACCCCUGAAUCAUUGAGUCGUCUGAGACCCGACAAGAAUCAGGUCCUGCCUCAAGAGGCUAUCUAUUGCGAAGAUCAAAUGGACUCAAAGGAUUCAACAUCAUUGUCACCACAGCAAUGGGAAGAUGAAUUAAACCAUGAACACAAAGUAUUAAAGCUAAACAAUGGAAAAGUCCUUCAAAAGGACCAAAUUGCUAGACGGGUAGAUCGAUAUCCAAUGUCCCCAAGUUUAUUGCAUGAUACCAGCUUCAUGGGCACUUCUGGAAAAGAUAACCUGGGCUAUGAAUCAGGAUCAGGUGCUGGAGGUUGUAGUGGGUUUUUCUGUUGGAAUACCGCAAAAACCCAUAGAAAUGCAAAGGUCAGAGGGACUCCUGUUCGUCCACAAAAAGUUGGACGGUUUUCUUUGUUUGGUGAAUGUGUGAAGUCGAAGAAAGUAGAAAGCAGGCAUAGAAGAUAAGCGGGUGAUUGAGUUUUUUUUGGAGUAUCAGAGAUAUAGUUUUUGUUUGUUGCACAUUCUUGUAUUUAUUUUCCAUUCAAAGCCAUUCUUGGAGGAUGUGAGUGAGAAAUACGGAAAAUGGUGUAAAGCUUAUGGCGGUUGGGCUGCAUUUCUUCAGUUCCAUCCAUUUUCGUGGGAUCAAUAAAAAUGAUUUGAUGGUGAAGCCUCAAUUUAUCUGGUUUUUCGCCACAGAA